AUAGGGAAGAGUAAAAUCCGCACUCCCCAGCUUGGCUAGCCGGGCGGGCUGAGGGUGACCGGAGCGCUCCAGCUGGAGCUCGGAGCUCCGACUGGGUGGGGUGGUUCUUGCUGCUCCGCCGCUGUCACCGCCAGCCGCCCCUCCCGUCUUCACUUCCUCUCGGAGCCCCCGCCGCCCCAAAGACUCGGGGAUCCCAGCUGCCGCUGCCAGCCGACGCCACGCCCUGGCUUCAGCCUGCGGGGCUCCAACCAGACUAACCCAGAACUGGGCUUCAAGGAAGAAGGGACCCCUGACAUCUCCAUCUCCACAGAAGUUCCAAUUGGUCUGAGCAGCCUCCUUACUUCAGGAUGACCUCGCCCUCCAGCCCUCCAGCUUUCAGGCUAGAGACAUCAGAUCAAAACCAAGAAGAUGGUGCUGAGGUGGACAGAGGAAAGCAUGGGCCUCCCCCCAUGGAGUCACCAUUCCAGGGCGAGGACCGGAACUUCUCCCCUCAGAUAAAAGUGAACCUCAACUACCGAAAGGGACUGGGUCCUAGCCAGCCAGACCCAAACCGCUUUGAUCGUGAUCGACUCUUCAGUGUGGUCACCCGAGGUGUCCCUGAAGACCUGGCUGGGCUACAAGAGUACCUGAACCGGACCAGCAAGUACCUCACUGACUCAGAAUACACAGAGGGCUCCACAGGGAAGACAUGUCUGAUGAAGGCGGUGCUGAACCUUCAGGAUGGAGUCAAUGCCUGCAUCCUGCCAUUGCUGCAAAUCGAUAGAGACUCUGGCAAUCCGCAGCCCCUGGUUAAUGCCCAGUGCAUGGAUGAGUACUACCGAGGCCACAGUGCCCUGCAUAUUGCCAUUGAGAAGAGGAGCCUGCAAUGUGUGAAGCUCCUGGUGGAGAAUGGGGCAGAUGUGCAUGCCCGUGCCUGUGGCCACUUCUUCCAGAAGAGACAGGGAACUUGCUUCUAUUUUGGUGAGCUGCCUCUAUCUCUGGCUGUUUGUACUAAGCAAUGGGAUGUGGUGACCUAUCUCCUGGAGAAUCCGCACCAACGUGCUAGCCUGCAGGCCACUGACUCCUUGGGGAACACAGCCCUCCAUGCCCUGGUGAUGAUUGCAGACAACUCUAAAGAGAACAGUGCACUGGUGAUCCGCAUGUAUGAUGACCUUCUCCAAGCAGGGGCCCGCCUCUGCCCCACUGUGCAGCUUGAAGACAUUUGCAACUUGGAGGGCCUCACGCCCUUGAAGUUGGCUGCCAAGGAGGGUAAAAUUGAGAUUUUCAGGCACAUCUUGCAACGGGAGUUCUCAGGACUGUGCCAGCCCCUUUCUCGAAAGUUCACCGAGUGGUGCUAUGGGCCUGUUCGGGUGUCACUGUAUGACCUGGCCUCUGUGGACAGCUGGGAGGAGAACUCAGUGCUGGAGAUCAUUGCCUUUCACUGCAAAAGCCCGCACCGACACCGCAUGGUGGUUUUGGAGCCACUGAACAAACUGCUGCAGGCGAAAUGGGAUUUGCUCAUCCCCCGGUUCUUUUUCAACUUCCUGAGUUACCUGAUCUACAUGUUGGUCUUCACUGCUGUGGCUUACCACCAGCCUGCUCUGGAGAAGCAGGCCUUCCUCCCGCUGAAGGCAACAGGUGGAAACUCUAUGCUGCUGCUGGGCCACAUCUUGAUCCUGCUUGGGGGAAUCUACCUCCUCUUGGGCCAGCUGUGGUACUUCUGGCGCCGACGUCUGUUCAUCUGGAUCUCCUUCGUGGACAGUUACUUUGAAAUUCUCUUUCUGCUCCAGGCUCUGCUCACGGUGCUGUCCCAGGUGCUGUGUUUCAUGGCCAUCGAGUGGUACCUGCCCCUACUUGUGUCCUCGCUGGUUCUGGGCUGGCUGAACCUGCUUUACUAUACACGUGGCUUCCAGCACACAGGCAUCUACAGCGUCAUGAUCCAGAAGGUCAUCCUGAGGGACCUACUCCGUUUCCUUCUGGUCUACUUAGUCUUCCUUUUUGGCUUUGCUGUAGCCCUGGUGAGCCUAAGCCGAGAGGCCCGGGACUCUGGAACCCCUGCAGGAAACAAUGCCACCGAGGUAGCUCAGCCUGGGACAGAGCAGGAGGAUGAGGCAACACCAUACAGGGGCAUCAUGGAUGCCUCCCUGGAGCUCUUCAAGUUCACCAUUGGCAUGGGCGAGCUGGCUUUCCAGGAACAGCUGCGCUUCCGUGGGGUGGUCCUGCUGCUGCUGCUGGCCUACGUGCUGCUCACCUACGUCCUUCUUCUCAACAUGCUCAUCGCUCUCAUGAGCGAGACCGUCAACAACGUUGCCACGGAUAGCUGGAGCAUUUGGAAGCUGCAGAAAGCCAUCUCUGUCUUGGAGAUGGAGAAUGGCUACUGGUGGUGCAGAAGGAAGAAGCAACGGGCAGGUGUGCUACUGAAAGUUGGCACCAGGCCAGAUGGCACCCCUGAUGAACGCUGGUGCUUCAGGGUAGAGGAAGUGAACUGGGCUUCGUGGGAGCAGACACUAUCCACAGUGCGUGAGGAACCCUCGGAAGGCAAUGCCCCUGGUUCCAUGAAGAACCCCAUUCUGGCUUCCCAACCUGGGGAGGAUCAUGCCUCAGAGGAAGACCAUCUUCCUCUUCAGGUGCUUCAGUCUCACUGAUGGUCCAUACGCAGGAGGCCAGCAGGAUAGAGUGAAGAAUCUUUCCAGCCACUCAUGCUUGCUCUGGGGAUCUUUAAUUUUCUUGGC
Marmota flaviventris (yellow-bellied marmot) is the source of this 2711-nucleotide messenger RNA. RefSeq names its product transient receptor potential cation channel subfamily V member 2 (gene Trpv2). Gene Ontology annotation, molecular function: calcium channel activity; protein binding. Lineage: Eukaryota; Metazoa; Chordata; Mammalia; Rodentia; Sciuridae. Gene Ontology annotation, cellular component: plasma membrane. The record is from RefSeq and is a predicted model, not a curated record. Gene Ontology annotation, biological process: calcium ion import across plasma membrane.